AUGGCCGUCGUGGAAGAGUUUGUCAAGAAAAUCGACAAAAAGCUUGGAUUUUUAUCGUAUCUGAACGAAGAAACUGACGAAAUUAUGCAGAGAAAGGAUCAAAAGGAAAUCGAGAGACAGUCUAGAGUAUACGAAACGAAAGUGGACGAAAUUCAGGAGCUGAAAAUUCAAAUACAAGAAUUGAAACUAGAGGAAGGGGAAAUCCCCAGUGAAGUAAAGAAAUGGAGAAUCGGAAUCGAGGAAAGACUGAAGGAGUUUCAGCCCAUAGCUGCAGGUAUGAAAGAAAUUAUUGAAAGUUUUAAACAUGAUGUAAAAAAGAAAGAGCAAGACUUAGAUUUAGAGCUAGAAAGACAAAAAUUUGAGCAAAGAUUACAACUAGAGGCAAAAUUAGUUGAAUUGAAGGGGAGAUCCCUCGUGGGGGAAAAGCCUGUAACCGCAGUGAAGCUUCCAAAGCUAAGUAUCACCAAAUUUAAAGGAACACAUAUAGACUGGUUCCGCUUUUGGAAUCAGUUCGAGACUGAAGUCGAUAAGCAAAACCUAGACCCUGUCACUAAGUUUAAUUACUUGAAAGAAUUCAUAGAGCCAAAAGUACGUAUAAACAUUGAGAAUUUGAUCCACAAUGGUGAGGGCUACGAGAGGGCUAAACAAAUAUUGAAGUCUAAAUAUGGCAGGCCAAGUGAAGUUAUAAAUGCACAUGUACAGUGUAUUAUUGAGUUACCAGUGAUAAGGGGGUCAAACCCACACAAAAUCCAUGAUUUUUUCAACAAGUUGUUGCCAAGUGUACAAGCACUUGAAUCAUUAGGGAGACUGAAAUCAAUUUCAGGUUACACAAGGCUCACAUUGGAUAAGCUAGAAGGGAUACGAGCUGACUUGGUGAGAUUAGAUGACCAAUGGCAAGAAUGGGGAUUCCCGCAGCUAAUUGAAGCCUUGAGUAAAUGGACUGAAAGGAACCCCCUUACACAGUCUGAGGGGAGGGACAGGAUGUUUACCACAAGGAAUUCCAAUUAUCUACCAAGAUCAUGUGUAUACUGCGAGCAUGAAAACCACAAAUCUUCAGAGUGCAAAAAGGUUGUAAAAGUGAGCGAGAGAAGAGAAAUUUUAAGGCAAAAAAGAUUGUGUUUUAAUUGUACAAGCAGUGGACACAAAGCAUCAGUCUGUACAAGCAAAGGAAGUUGCCGAAAUUGUAGGGGAAAGCACCACACUUCAGUUUGCGACAAAGUUGAGAAACAGGGAGAUGUUCUUCUGGUUACUGGGGAACAAGGUGUGGUGCACCCAGUUGUUAUAGUGAAGGUAGAAGGAGUGCUCUGUCGAGCCCUGUUGGAUACAGGGGCUGGCAGCUCUUAUGUAUCAUCACAGUUAUUGAGAAAGUCGCCAAGCAGCCAAUCAAGAGAGAACAACGCCAGAUAG
Messenger RNA from Rhopilema esculentum, 1407 nucleotides. Lineage: Eukaryota; Metazoa; Cnidaria; Scyphozoa; Rhizostomeae; Rhizostomatidae. The record is from RefSeq and is a predicted model, not a curated record.